AUGAUGGCCCUUAGCAAUUCCAGCUUGAGGCUUCUUCAGCCUUCUUUUUUCCUGGUAGGUAUUCCAGGUUUGGAGGAAAGCCAGCACUGGAUAGCAUUGCUCCUGGGCAUCCUUUACACACUUGCUCUGGUGGGAAAUGUCACCAUUCUCUUCAUCAUCUGGACUGAUCCAUCCCUGCACCAGCCCAUGUACCUCUUCUUGGCCAUGCUUGCCACCAUUGACCUGGUUCUGGCCUCCUCUACUGCACCUAAAGCCCUUGCAGUACUCCUGGUUCAUGCCCAUGAUAUUGGCUAUACUGUAUGCUUGAUCCAGAUGUUCUUCAUUCAUGCAUUCUCCUCCAUGGAGUCAGGAGUGCUUGUGGCCAUGGCUCUAGAUCGUUAUGUAGCCAUUUGUCACCCUCUGCACCAUUCCACCAUCCUGCAUCCAGAAGUCAUAGGGCACAUUGGAGUGGCAGUGCUGGUGCGAGGAUUAAUCCUACUAACCCCCUUCCCCAUCUUGCUGGGACGCCUCAUCUUCUGCGGGGCUACUAUCAUAGGCCAUGCUUACUGUGAACAUAUGGCUUUGGUAAAACUUGCCUGCUCAGACACUACAGUGAACCGAGCCUAUGGGCUGGCAGUGGCACUGCUUGUGGUUGGACUAGAUGUUUUGGUCAUUGGUAUUUCUUAUGCUCUCAUUCUCCAGGCAGUUCUAAAGGUACCAGGGGCUGAGGCCCGACUUAAGGCUUUUAGCACAUGUGGGUCCCAUGUAUGUGUCAUUCUGAUCUUCUACGUCCCUGGAAUAUUCUCCUUCCUUACUCACCGUUUUGGCCAGCACGUACCUCAUCACAUCCAUGUUCUUUUGGCCACACUUUACCUCCUUGUACCACCUGCACUCAAUCCUCUUGUCUAUGGGGUGAAGACUCGGCAGAUCCAGCAGCGGGUGCUCAGGCUAUUUUAUAUAAAAGCAACAAUCUAA
Molecule: messenger RNA, 954 nt
Organism: Orycteropus afer afer
Lineage: Eukaryota; Metazoa; Chordata; Mammalia; Tubulidentata; Orycteropodidae
Product: olfactory receptor 52L1
Biological process (GO): G protein-coupled receptor signaling pathway
Cellular component (GO): membrane
Molecular function (GO): G protein-coupled receptor activity; olfactory receptor activity
Source: RefSeq, a predicted model, not a curated record